UUACUUUACUCUCUCUUACUUUAUUCUCUCUUCAUCUCUCUACUUUUUUAAUCUCCGUGCCGAAAAGAAAUGCCCCCACUACUAUGGAACGGAGGGAGUAUUUCAUUUAAAUCUAUUAUACAGUGGUACCCUAUUCCACUGACUUUUUUCCCCACUUUUCUCCUUCUCCGGUGGACUGAGGGAGAAUAAACUAAAGUUGAGGCAAACGCAACUACCCAAAGACCCAAGGCUACAGAAAAAUUGCCCUGGUCCUGCUCCCUCUCUGCAACUGCGUACAAUAAUUGCGUGUCCAACAAGAUUAGUCAGUCUUUCCCUCAGAAUCCCCAUUUCCCCAUGCUCCCCUCCUUCCUUUCUCUUUCCAAUAAUGCUUCUCUCUCCUCUCCCCUCCGCCGCUGACCCGCCGCGCCUCAGCCACGACAUCGACAGCUCCUGCUCCACUCCUUUCGUCAGCGCUCCCUCCAGCCCCGCCCAUGCUCCGCCCUCUGGCUACUUCCACAGCGCUCCUGCCAGCCCCAUGCAUUUCAAAAUCAAAUCAUCGCAGCCGGACUACGACGCGCCCGUGUUUCUCACGUCUGAUUCCGGUUCAUUCGAGUUCGAGUUUUCAUCUAGGUUUUCUCCUACCGGUUUGGGCAGCGGCUCGAUGACGUCGGCGGACGAGCUGUUCUUCAACGGUCAGAUCCGGCCUAUGAGGCAGUCGUCGCAUUUUCCGAGGCCGGUUUUGGAUCUGUGCGGCGGCAAAUACGCCGGAGAUCUGAAGGUGCGCGAAGCUGCGAAAUACUCGCACCGAAAAGCUAGAUCCAUGUCGCCGCUGCGCUCCGAGUGGCAAGGCUUCAGCAGCGGAGUCCGGGAGAGCGAGGCGAAGGAGAUCAAUGAGUCGGCCGAGACGACGCCGUCCUGCUCGGCUUCAUCGUCGCGGUCGUCGUCGUCGUCGUCGGGGAGGAACUCGAAGAAGUGGAUAUUUCUGAAGGAUCUUCUGCACCGGAGCAUGAGCGAGGGGAGAGCGAACAGCAAGGAGAAGUUCUGGUCGCCUAUCUCGUUCUCUCCGGCGAAGGAGAAGAAGAAGGCGACCGCCUCCCGCGACGAGAAGAAAGGCAGAGUUGAGACGAAGAGAGAAGCGAAGGCUCCGGCGGCUGGGAAACCUGCGAAUGGCGUGUGGCGGAGGCCGUCGGCGCACGAGCUGCAUUACACGGCGAAUAGAGCGCAGGCGGAGGAGAUGAAGAAGAAGACGUUUCUGCCGUACCGGCAAGGCCUGUUUGGGUGCCUGGGGUUCAGCUCCAAGAGCUAUGGCGCCUUCACUGGAUUUACCAGAAAACUUAAUCCAAUUUCAUCCGGUUGAGAACGAUCGAUCCACUUCACACAAUAAUUAUUAUCAAAUGUAGAGUAUGUGUGGGAUGUUUAAAUUUCCUAUUCCAUGGAAAAGAAAAAAGAAAACAUUGCUGCUAUGUGCGGGGAGAUGCUGAUAAUCACUUUUAUUUGUGAUUUUUGUUCCAAUUCAUUUCCCAUGGAUGUAUGUGGCUUGAUUUAUUUAGUCCAAAUUUGCUGAAUCAAAUACUAUAAUUAAUGUUUGAAUAAUAAAAUUGCUGAA
Messenger RNA from Salvia splendens (bonfire salvia), 1585 nucleotides. RefSeq lists its product as uncharacterized. Lineage: Eukaryota; Viridiplantae; Streptophyta; Magnoliopsida; Lamiales; Lamiaceae. The coding region runs from base 365 to 1336 and encodes 323 amino acids. The transcript has a single exon. The record is from RefSeq and is a predicted model, not a curated record.